AUGACUGCUCUGCAUAAGCAGUUUCUUCUGAUAAUUGUUGUAGCUUCUAUUGGCCUUCUAAUGGCUACACCGGUACACGAUAAUAUGGCGCUGGCAAUGAAAACAGAUUUUAACUUGGCGCUUCCAAUACGCGAUGAUUUGGAGACAACAACAAUGUCAACUAAUGUCACUGAGACCACUGAAGUUUCAGGGAGAUCAAAGCGAAGUGCUACCACUGCUGUCCGUAAAAAUUUAGUCUAUCUUUCUGCUAGGGGUCCAAACGGCAGAUGUGACUGUUCAGCUUGCAAAAACAUUGAAGGUCACCCAGGUAGCCUUGGAUGUCCAAUGGGUCCAAUAGGAGCUGGCCCACGAAUGGGACCGAUGGGACCAUGCCCAAGAGGACACGCAGCUUGCCCUAUAAUGCCACAAAACUGCCCUAAAGGUCCGAUGAAUUGUCCUAAAGGCCCACAGAACUGCCCGAAAAUGCCACAAUCAUGUCCAAAAGGAGCAAAAGCUUGUCCACCAGGCAGCUGCCCACCUAUGAGAAACUGUCCUAAAGGUCCAGGAAUGAGUGGUAACUGCGCAAAGCAGUGCACUCCAGCUCAGAUGAAAGCUUGUCGCAUGAACUGUGAAAAGUGUCUUCCUAACCACCACUGA
Molecule: messenger RNA, 636 nt
Organism: Enterobius vermicularis (human pinworm)
Lineage: Eukaryota; Metazoa; Nematoda; Chromadorea; Rhabditida; Oxyuridae
Source: the annotation of a GenBank genome assembly